AUGUACAUGGAAAUUCCGAAAGAAUGUUACGUUGAUGGAUCGGAGUUGAACGAUAACAACGUUUUGCUUUUGAAGAAGAACUUAUAUGGGACCAAGCAGGCGAGCCGUGUGUGGUUCGAAUUUCUGAAGGAAGGACUGGAGGAAAUUGGUUUUGUACAGUCGAGUGAGGACAAGGCAGUCUUCUACAAAGGCGAGACGAUCUUUGUUGUAUAUGUUGAUGAUGGGAUUUUGAUGGGUCCAAACGGACGCGAAAUUGAUGACGUCAUCGGACAACUCGGACACAAGUAUAAAUUAACGGACGAAGGCGACCUAAAUGAAUAUCUCGGCAUCAAAAUGAAGAGAACCAAAGACGGUCGUGAACUAACCCAACCAGCACUGAUCCAACGCAUAUUGCAGACGGUCGGAGUGUCGCUCAAUAGAGGAGAUCGGCAAGAAGUGAAAACCCCAGCGACAAAAACGUUACACAAAGAUGAAGGGGGUGAGAAGCGCCGAAUGAAUUGGGACUACAGAUCGGUGGUUGGGAUGCUGAAUUGGUUGGCACGUUCAACGCGUCCAGAACUCAUAUUUGCAGUGUCACAAGUUGGUAGGUUCAUGGCGUUUCCUAAGAAAUCCCAUGAAGAUGCGAUAAUGAGAAUAUGCACCUACUUGAGAGACACUCGAGACAAAGGAAUGAUCAUGAAACCUGACAAGAAUAAAGGAUUUGAGGUUUAUGCCGAUGCAGAUUUCGCUGGAGGAUACAACAAGCACAAUGCAGAAGACCCAGCGACAGCAAAAUCACGAACUUGCUAUCACAUCAUGUUUAACAACUGCCUUGUAUAUUCCCACUCAAAACUUCAGACAGAGAUUGCAUUGAGUACAACUGAAGCGGAGUACAUUUGCUUGUCCCAAGCGCUACGGACAGUGAUCAGUUUGAUGCGAUUCUUCAAAGAACUAGCAAGGAAGAUCAAAUCAUUCAAGUACAAACGACGAAGGUUCAAAUGCAAGGCAUUUGAAGACAACAAUGGCGCGAUAGCGAUCGCAACAACUGAAAACUUACGGCCACGAACAAAACACAUCAAUAUCAAAUACCAUCACUUCAAACGCUACGUGCGAAAAGGGUAUGUGACGAUUGAACGGAUAGACACAAUUGAUCAACUUGCCGACAUUGGUACCAAGCCUCUUUUGCCCCAUAUGUUCAUACCAUUGCGGAAAGCACUCAUUGGAUGGUAA
Molecule: messenger RNA, 1209 nt
Organism: Cylindrotheca closterium
Lineage: Eukaryota; Bacillariophyta; Bacillariophyceae; Bacillariales; Bacillariaceae
Source: the annotation of a GenBank genome assembly